AUGCAGGCAAAAAAAGAAUUAUGGGGCUGCACGCCGCGCGCGCGGAGCCAGGCGGCGCUGGAGCGCUGCGCGGCCCUGCUGGGCCUGGACGAGGACGACCUGCGCGGGAGCCUCACCUCGCGCGUCAUGCUCACCACGGCAGGGGGCGCCAAGGGCACGGUCAUCAAGGUACCCUUGAAAGUGGAACAAGCAAACAAUGCUUGCGAUGCCUUGGCUAAAACCGUGUACAGUCAUCUGUUUGAUCAUGUAGUGAAAAGGGUAAACCAGUGCUUUCCAUUUGAAACUUCUUCUUUCUUCAUUGGAGUUCUAGAUAUAGCUGGUUUUGAGUACUUUGAGCACAACAGUUUUGAACAAUUCUGUAUAAACUACUGUAAUGAAAAACUGCAGCAAUUUUUAAAUGAAAGAAUUCUGAAAGAGGAACAAGAACUUUACCAGAAAGAAGGCCUGGGGGUUAAUGAAGUUCGUUAUGUAGAUAAUCAGGACUGUAUAGAUUUGAUUGAAGCAAAAUUAGUAGGUGUACUGGAUAUUUUGGAUGAAGAAAAUCGUCUUCCCCAACCAAGUGACCAGCAUUUUACUUCAGUUGUGCAUCAAAAACACAAGGACCAUUUCAGGCUCUCGAUUCCAAGAAAGUCUAAAUUGGCCGUUCACAGAAAUAUCCGAGAUGAUGAAGGCUUCAUUAUCCGACACUUUGCAGGAGCAGUGUGCUACGAGACGAUGCAAUUUGUGGAAAAAAACAAUGAUGCUUUGCACAUGUCUCUUCAAUCUCUUAUAUGUGAAUCCAAGGACAAAUUUGUUCGACAGUUGUUUGAAGCCAACACUAACAACAACAAGGAUCCCAAACAAAAAGCUGGAAAACUCAGUUUCAUCAGUGUGGGUAACAAAUUCAAGACUCAGUUAAAUUUGCUUCUUGAGAAGCUUCACAGCACUGGGUCGAGCUUUAUUCGCUGUAUCAAACCUAAUCUAAAGAUGACAAGUCACCACUUUGAAGGAGGACAGAUCCUCUCUCAGCUUCAGUGUUCAGGGAUGGUGUCAGUUCUGGAUUUGAUGCAAGGUGGUUUCCCGUCACGAGCGUCAUUUCAUGAACUGUAUAAUAUGUACAAGAAAUACUUGCCUGAAAAAUUGGCUCGACUGGACCCUAGGCUUUUUUGCAAAGCCCUAUUUAAAGCCCUGGGACUGAAUGAAAAUGAUUACAAAUUUGGACUAACCAAGGUGUUUUUUAGACCUGGCAAGUUUGCAGAGUUUGAUCAGAUAAUGAAGUCUGAUCCGGAUCACUUGGCAGAGCUGGUUAAACGAGUGAACCGCUGGCUUAUCUGCAGUCGUUGGAAAAAAGUUCAAUGGUGUUCUCUCUCGGUGAUUAAAUUGAAAAAUAAGAUAAAAUAUCGAGCCAGUGCCUGCAUUAAAAUACAAAAGACUAUUCGUAUGUGGCUUUGCAAGAGAAAGCACAAACCACGCAUUGAUGGCCUGAUAAAAGUACGUACACUGAAGAAGAGACUUGAUAAAUUUAAUGAAGUAGUAAGUGCUCUGAAGGAGGGAAAAGCAGAGACAAGCAAGCAGGUCAAGGAGUUGGAGGCUUCUAUUGAUGCAUCAAUGACCAAAAUUAAGACCACUAUAAUGACUAGAGAACAGAUACAGAAAGAAUAUGAUGCUUUAGUUAAAAGCUCAGAGCAGCUUCUGAGUGCACUGCAAAAGAAGAAGCAGCAAGAGGACGAAGCAGAGAGGCUACGACGCAUCCAGGAGGAAAUGGAAAAGGAAAGGAAGAGACGUGAAGAGGAAGACCAAAAACGAAGGAAGGAAGAAGAGGAAAGACGCCUGAAAUCUGAGAUUGAGGCAAAGAGAAAACAGGGAGAGGAAGAGAGAAAAAAGAGAGAAGAAGAAGAAAAACGUAUUCAGGCUGAGAUUGAGGCUCAGCUGGCUAGAGAGCGAGAGGAGGAGACGCAGCACCAGGCCGUGCUUGAACAGGAGCGCCGUGACCACGAGCUGGCAAUGAGGAUUGCCCAGAGCGAGGCAGAGCUCAUCAGUGAUGAGGCACAGCUGGAUUUAGGUUUGCGCAGGUAUGGAGUCAAGGAGUUACAUUUUCCUCUCUGUGCUUUCUUUUCUCCCCAUCCUGCUCCCUUGGAGAAGACUAUGCUCUUGUUUGGUUAAUGGAACUUUGUGUUCAUUAAAUGG
Molecule: messenger RNA, 2166 nt
Organism: Zonotrichia leucophrys gambelii
Lineage: Eukaryota; Metazoa; Chordata; Aves; Passeriformes; Passerellidae
Product: unconventional myosin-VI-like
Exons: 18
Coding region: 1-2142 (713 amino acids)
Biological process (GO): vesicle transport along actin filament; inner ear auditory receptor cell differentiation; endocytosis
Cellular component (GO): actin cytoskeleton; endocytic vesicle; cytoplasm
Molecular function (GO): actin filament binding; microfilament motor activity; ATP binding
Source: RefSeq, a predicted model, not a curated record